This is a messenger RNA of Fraxinus pennsylvanica, 801 nucleotides long. NCBI's taxonomy places the organism in Eukaryota, Viridiplantae, Streptophyta, Magnoliopsida, Lamiales, Oleaceae. The record is from the annotation of a GenBank genome assembly.
AUGGCCAAAGAAGUACUUAAAACCCAUGAUCUCACUUUCAGUAGCAGGCCUGAAUUUCUUAGCCUUCAAAAAUUAUCCUACAAUGGCUUGGAUGUAGCUUUCGCGCAUUACGGCGAAUCUUGGAGGGAAACUAGGAAAAUCUGUGUUCAUCAUCUCUUGAGCAAUAAACAAGUGCAAUCCUUUACACCGGUUCGGGAAGAUGAAGUUCUUAGUAUGAUCAGGAGGAUAUCGGAUUUGGCGCAUUCAAAUCAUGAUAAUCUCACUAACCUAAGUGAAAUAGUAUUGUCUUUCACAAGCAGUUUAAUCUGUAGAAUUGCUUUUGGAAAGAAGUUUGAUGAUCAGGAAGGAUCAGAAGUUAAGAAAUUCGAUGAACUUAUGUAUGAAGCUCAGGCUAUGCAGGGUGGGUUAUUUGUUUCUGAUUACUUACCUUCAUUCAGUUGGGUGGAUAAACUCUCUGGUAUGGCAACUCGACUUGAGAAGACAUUCCAAAACUUGGAUUCGUUCUAUCAAGAACUCAUCGACGAGCACCUGAAGCCUAACAGGUCAAAAUCGAUGAAUAAGGAUAUUCUUGAUCUCUUGAUCCAGCUAAAAGAACAACAAUCAAGUUCACUGGAGCUCACCCUGGAUCAUAUAAAAGCAGUACUCAUGAAUAUAUUUGUUGCUGGAACGGACACGAGUGCAGCAACGAUAAUUUGGGCACUGGCAGUCCUGAUAAAGACUCCAAACGCGAUGAAGAAAAUUACUGGUCAAGCAACAGGAAGAAGAGCUAUCGUGGAUCACUUGCAGUUUCUCACUGCCUAG